AUGAGUCAGAAUACAGAUGGUAUGGAGCUGCAGUUUGGGAUCGCUUCUCCCAACCUAUGUCGUGAAGUUGGUCAUCCGAUUCUUUUCUUUUUGGAGAUAACCUGGCGCGGCACUUUGUACCGCGGCUGCGAAGCAAUACAAGGUUUUCUCAUUGUGAAAGAUUAUUUACUUAACACCUCCCCUCCCCCCACUUUAACUGGUGGCCUCUACGCACUGUCGCCACUGCCGCUAGGCAGCCCGGACCUGUCGGGUCCUGUUGCCGGUCUCGAGAGCUAA
This is a messenger RNA of Dibothriocephalus latus, 276 nucleotides long. Lineage: Eukaryota; Metazoa; Platyhelminthes; Cestoda; Diphyllobothriidea; Diphyllobothriidae. The record is from the annotation of a GenBank genome assembly.